Molecule: messenger RNA, 1033 nt
Organism: Rhagoletis zephyria (snowberry fruit fly)
Lineage: Eukaryota; Metazoa; Arthropoda; Insecta; Diptera; Tephritidae
Source: RefSeq, a predicted model, not a curated record
CACUAGGUAGAGUUCUUUCAAUUGUAUUGUUUUGUACGGUAUGACACUGCAACGGUAACACUGCAACGUUGUUGACGUGUUUGUAAUCGCUCUGCGGAAAAUUUUAAAAAAACAACCGAAUUGUUGGGAUUUUAACCAGCGUUAGAGCCAGUGACUUAAAUAGCGAAGUCCUAAUAAAUUGUGCUAUUUGCAAGCACAAAAAUUUGUUUCAUUUUGAUUAAACAAACAAAUAAAUAUAGCUAGAGACAUAAAAGUGCAGUGAGGUGACAAAAACAAUAAGGCGCGAAAAUGGAUAAAUGCCAUAAGUGCAAGAAUCCAAUUCGCGGUGACAGCGGAAUCCGCUGUGAUGGUGUGUGUGGUAAAGUGUGGCACUGGGCAAAAAAAUGCUCUGAAUUGGAUGAGUACAGUGCGAAUGUACUCAAAGAAAACAACUUUGUGCGCUUUAUGUGUAACCAAUGUCACACAUACAUGCAUAACAUCGAUGAGGUGCUCCGAAAUAUGAACUUAACAAUAGAGAAAAAUAGUCAAAAGAUCCAAGAGUGUAAUGAUGACUUCCAGGAGUCGCAGAAAAUGCAAGUGAAAGAGCUUAAACUUCUCUUGCAAUCAAUAGAGAAAAAAUUUGGGGAACGCAUUGAUGCAAUGCAAAGAGUACAAAAAACCUGUGAGGCGAGUAUUCUCGAAGUGAACCAAAUUAAGUCAAUAGCUGACGGCGUAAAAAAGCAAAGCCAUGAUCUUUGCGAAGCCAUGAGAACAAAAAAUUUGUGAAGAGAUAAAGAAAUCGGUGACUGCUGACGCGUUAGAAGGUCAGCGGGCGAAAGCCACUUACGCGGAUCUCUUUAAAGGUAACACUGCGAAAGAUAAUAGGCCGCCGAAAGUAAAUAAAGAGAAGCCAUUAGUUCUACAACCAAAAGAGAAGCAGGAAGUGGGAAAAACAAAAGAAGAUUUGAACAAAAAUGUUGACCCCUCGGGCUUGAAAAUUAAUAGUGUACAGGGGAGGAAAAGUGGGGCUGUAGUAACAGUAGCUACACACGAC